AUGCACCCUGGGGUCCCGGCGGCACUGGGGCUCUCUGAGCCUGGUCCCCGAGAGCUGUGUGCUUUUGUGAGUGGGGCAGCGGCCCACAUGCUGCGGGCCCUGCAGCCCAGACGCACCCGGCCACCCAAGAGGAGGCCCAACCACAGGAGGUUCCUGCACAACCAGAUCUGCAGGCAAUUCGCCAAGAUUGAGGCUGCCACCCAGAGCCUGGCCCUAUCCAUCCUGUCCCAGGAGGCAACCCCCCAGAGAAAGCCAGCCAGAAGGCCACCCUUGCCGCCUCCAUCUCCCUUCCUGGGGGUGGCUUGUGCUAUGGCCCCCAUGGAGGCACCCCAUACCAGCGCCACCCUGAGCCUUGCUGCCCUAGAGGCCUCCACCCUUGACCUCUUCGAUGACAUUGCACUCACCCCAGACUGUCCUUCAGUGCCAUGUGAUCUGUCCUCACAGCCUCUGACUGCUGAUACUCCCCAGCUGGCGCUCGUCGCAAUUAUUCCCAAGAUCUACUGA
Molecule: messenger RNA, 504 nt
Organism: Marmota flaviventris (yellow-bellied marmot)
Lineage: Eukaryota; Metazoa; Chordata; Mammalia; Rodentia; Sciuridae
Gene: C18H19orf85
Product: chromosome 18 C19orf85 homolog
Source: RefSeq, a predicted model, not a curated record